This is a messenger RNA of Dicrocoelium dendriticum, 384 nucleotides long. Lineage: Eukaryota; Metazoa; Platyhelminthes; Trematoda; Plagiorchiida; Dicrocoeliidae. The record is from the annotation of a GenBank genome assembly.
GCAUGGUAUGAAUAUACUCGAUACGGAAAUGAGCGUAACCCGGGCCUGCGGAAGGAAAUUUCUGAUUACUGCCCUAAUCCUUGUUAUGGGAAGCCGUGCCUGAGAGUGACCGGGGUCACGGAUGGAUACGCAUGUGAAAUUCACGGACCUUUCGAAGAUGAUUAUUCUUGUCUUUGUGACGAAAACCGUUUUUGGGAUGGAGCUCUCAAGCAGUGCACCUGGGUGAGUCCAUGUGCAAAUGAGCAAUUCCCAGCGUGUGUACCCCAGAAUACACAACGAUGUCUCGCAUCCGAUUCAUUCAAUGCAAUAUGUAUUUGCAAAGCGGAGUUUAUGGGCCCAGACUGCUCUCUGCCACGAGAUGCUUGUAGACAAUCCAGUGACCCG